UCAAGUUUUUGGCGCCGCUGCCGGGGAUUAAAAUUAAUUUUUCACUCCUUUAUUUUUAAUCUUUCGGAUUAGCUUGUUUUCUCACUAUUUUUUGUUCUUUGUUUCGAGGAGGAAUAGUCGGGAUUCAUGGAGUAAAGUGAACAAAUUUUGCUCGGAUUUGGAAGCUUGCUUUGGUAUCUCGUAUCUCUCCACUCUUAUUUUUCGUUUUUAUUUAGAAAAUCACAAACAAAUCUGAAAAUUGAAAAUCACAAAAAAAAAUAAAAAUUUUAAAAUCCAAAAAUAUUAGUUAGAACUACAUAUGUGUUGCAUCAUGCAUUUUUACACUUAGGGCACAUCAUUUAGAUUUUAAUUUUUUUGUUUUUAAAUUUUCGUACCUAUAUUUGUGGUGAUCGCUGGAGGACCCAAAGGUACGUUAAUUUCUUUUCUCUAGAUUAGGACACGCAGUGUAGAGCAUCCAUAGUUGUUUAUAGCUUUUAUUAUCUCGUUGUGUGGUGCAUCAUUUUAAAUAAAUCUUAAGGGCAAAACCCACUCACAAGAUAAGGGAAGGGAUUUCAUCACUCUUUCCUUGGCCCACAACAACUUAAUUUCUUCAUUUGCAUUUACCUAGCCUUUAAUAAAAUUGAAUUAGACGUUAGCCCCUAGGAUUUCGCGCUCAACUAGGAAGGUACCUAAAAGACGAGGUAAUCUUUAAUUAUUCCGACUUUUCGGUGUCUAGGACAAGCGAAAGCUUACCUGGCCGAUUAAGGUUUGGUGUCUAAGCGCGGAGAUUGGCCUCUUGGCAAUGCCUGCUCCAAACUGGCCAGACCGGUCCGAAUAAUUUUGGAUUUAUCGAGUUUUUGGUGGUCCUUAACGUUAGGAGCAAGGUCUAGUUCAUUUUUAUUAGGGAACCCUAGAAUUAAGUUUUUCUUUCACUUUUACACCCUUUCUUUUGUUUGUUUUAUUUCUUCGCACUUAUUUGCUACGUGUUUACUAUCUAGUUUAUGCGAACUACUUGGGUUAGGAGCGAGUCAUCUAGAUUAGUAAGGCCUAUAAUCGAGAUUCCCUCGUCCCCUUCGGAUUCCGAUACCCUAGAAGUUCCAGAACCGAUAGUUAAAAUGGCGUUGUCUCUUAAAGACCGUUGUUACCCUUCUCGUUCCGCUCAACCAUCGUGCAUCACUCUUCCUCCCGUUAAUGGGAAUAAUUUCGAGAUUAAGGCACAUCACAUUAGCAUGUUGCCUAAGUUUUUAGGGAGUGAAGGUGAGGAUCCCUAUCUUUUCAUUCAAGAAUUUGAGGAGGUUUGCGGUUUGCAAAAACUCCAACAAUUGAGCGAAGACUCCAUUCGGCUUAGACUAAUCAACUUUGCUUUAAAAGAAAAUGCUAAAAAAUGGUUGUAUAGUCUUCCCGUCAAUUCUAUUUCCACUUGGGAGGGAUUUGUGGUAAUGUUUCUUAAAAAGUAUUUUCCAAACCAUAAAACGACUCGAAUUACAAAUGAAAUAAACCAAUUCCAUCAAAGGGAAAAUGAGUCUUUUUGGAAAUUCUUUGAUCGUUUUAAAAAUCUUUUAUCACAAUGCCCCCACCAUGGAAUAGAGAAAUGGAGACUUUGUAAGAUUGUGUACGAGGCCUUAGAUAGUCAAACAACCGCGUUGUUAGAGUCUAUGUGCCAAGGCAAAUUCAUGGAAAAAGAUGAGGACCAAGGGUGGGAGUUUUUCGAGGACUUAGCCGAGAAAACAAUGUUAUGGGAGUCCACCAGGGAACCUAAAAAGUCGAUCGAGGCGUCUAGCUCUAGGGGUUUGCACUCGAUAGGAAACAAUGUGGCAACCGAUGCCAAAUUAGCAACCCUUACUAAGAGACUCGAAGCUUUGGAGUCUCAUAGUGGCCCUUCACCUUUGCCUAUGUUCCCGAACUAUAAUGCUUCCCAUCCCGAGAUCCAACAAUCUCAUGAUUUUGAGCAAGUGAACGCGAUGUUUCAACCUAAGUCUAGAAAUGAUCCUUUUGCACCAACCUACAACCCCGGGUGGAAGAAUCACCCGAAUUUCUCGUGGAACCAAGGUCAAAACUUUCAAACUCCACAACCCAAUUUCCAAAGGCCCAAUCCUAACUCUUUUCCGAAUUAUCAAAACCCGAGUCAAGCUCCGUUAAAUCCUCCCGGUUUUAAUGAUUCGGAUAAGAGACUCAAUUCCUUAGAAAAGAGCAUAGAGGCCUUAGUGAAAUCGCAAACUAACUUGACCCAAUCCCAACAAACCUUCAUGCAAACUUUAACUCAAGAUAGGCAACUUUUGCAUUCUAAUGUGCAAGCCGUCUCUAAGUUAGAGUCCCAAUUGAGUCAAUUAGCAAGCACAUUGUGUGAGCGAGAAAAGAACAAGUUCCCGAGCCAACCGGAGCCGAACCCAAAAUUUCCACUUAAUCAAAGACCCCCGGAUAAUGUGCAUUCGGUCAUUUCUCUUAGGUCGGGUAAACAAGUUGAUACCCAAGUUGGUGAGAACCUCGGUAAGAAAAGGGAUUCGACUUCUAAUCCAAGUCCACCCCGCACUACCAUUAAUCAUGACAAACCCGAGUGUUCAAAAGCCCGUGAGGAGUCGAGUGACCCAAACCCGGAACCCGAGUUGCAAAGUGAAGUAGUCUAUAAACCGAGAGUCCCUUACCCACAAAGACUUAUUUCACCGAAGCAAUCGGCUCAAAUGGAGAAGAUUUUGGAAGUGUUUAAGCAAGUCAAGGUCAACAUACCCCUUUUAGAUGCAAUUCAACAAAUUCCCUCGUAUGCUAAGUGUCUUAAGGAGUUAUGUACCCAUAAGAGAACCAACCAUGUCCCUAAGAAAGCUUUCCUUACAUCUCACAUUAGUUCGAUUCUCUCAAACCAAAUUCCCGUGAAAUACAAGGAUCCCGGUUGUCCUACAAUUUCAUGUGUCAUAGGAGAAACUUUUGUGGAUAAGGCGUUACUUGAUUUAGGGGCUAGUGUUAAUCUCCUUCCAUAUUCUGUCUACCAAGCUUUAGGUUUAGGGGAGCUCCAACAAACCAAUGUCACACUUCAAUUAGCCGAUCGAUCCGUGAAAAUUCCUAAGGGAAUGAUCGAGGAUGUGCUAAUUAAAGUAGGUGAUUUUGUAUUUCCCGUAGAUUUUGUCGUCCUAGAGACCGAGCCGGUGAGGAACCCGAAGAAUCAAAUUCCCAUCAUCUUAGGACGACCCUUUUUAGCUACAUCCAACGCGUUGAUUAAUUGUAGGAACGGCUUAAUGAAGCUAACAUUUGGCAACAUGACAAUCGACCUCAACAUCUUUCAUGUGGGGAAACAAUCCGAUGAUUUCUAUGAUCAACCUAUGGACGUUAAUCUAAUUGAUGAAAUAGUUGAUCAAGAUCUCAUGAAUCCCAAAGAUGCCCUUGAAUUUUGCUUAAAACAUUUUGGAGAGGAUUGGGAUGUUUCCGACUACAUACAUGAGGUCAACCAAAUGUUAGAAUCCACCAUUCCUACAACGAGUCAAGAGCGUGAUGUUGAACCCGAGCCUUUGCCAUCUUCUAAUAAAACCGUUGAGUCACAACCGCCGGAAGUAGAACUCAAACCUCUUCCCGACACUCUUAAGUAUGCUUUUCUAGGUCCUAACGAGUCAUAUCCCGUUAUCAUUGCCUCUAAUUUGACUAUGUCACAAGAGGAAGAACUUUUAGAAAUCCUUAGAAAGCAUAAGGGAGCGAUAGGGUGGAGCAUUUCGGACAUUAAAGGAAUUAGCCCGGCGAUUGUUCAACAUAGGAUUCAUUUGGUAGAAGAUGCAAAGCCCGUGAGAGAACCUCAAAGGAGGUUGAAUCCUCCCAUGAUGGAGGUAGUUAAGAAAGAAAUUCUUAAGUGCUUAGACAAUGGGAUCAUCUAUCCAAUUUCCGAUAGUAAGUGGGUGAGUCCCGUCCAUGUAGUGCCUAAGAAGUCGGGCAUUACUUUGGUGACCAAUGAGAACAAUGAACAAGUUCCAACACGUGUCCAAUCCGGUUGGAGAAUGUGUAUAGACUUUAGGAAGCUCAAUGCCGUCACUAGGAAAGACCAUUUUCCUUUGCCCUUCAUCGAUCAAAUGCUAGAGAGGUUAGCGGGUCAUGCUUUCUAUUGCUUUUUAGAUGGUUAUUCGGGAUAUUUUCAAAUCCCGAUUGCUCCCGAAGACCAAGAAAAGACCACCUUCACUUGCCCUUUUGGAACCUUCGCGUAUAGACGCUUAGCUUUCGGCCUAACCACAGGCCCAUCCACGUUCCAAAGGUGUAUGACUAGCAUUUUCUCGGAAAUGAUAGGUGACUUUCUAGAAGUCUUCAUAGAUGAUUUUUCCAUCUUUGGACCAUCUUUUCACCAAUGCCUUAACAACUUAGAUCGAGUGUUGAAAAGAUGUGAGGAAACGGAUCUAGUUUUAAAUUGGGAGAAAUGUCAUUUCAUGGUUAAGGAGGGAAUCGUUUUAGGACACAAAAUUUCUGAAAAAGGGAUCGAAGUAGACAAGGCUAAGGUCGACCUAAUAGCUAAUCUCCCUCCUCCCAAGUCCGUUAAGGAAAUUCGUUCUUUCCUUGGACAUGCGGGAUUUUAUCGUAGAUUCAUCCAAGAUUUUAGCAAAAAGGCCCGACCUUUGACCAACCUUCUAGCUAAGGAUGUCAAAUUUGAAUUCACAAGCGAGUGUGUUCAUUCUUUCGAAGACCUUAAAAGAGAAUUGACUUCAGCCCCGAUCAUGAAGUCUCCCGAUUGGAGCCAACCUUUUGAGCUUAUGUGUGACGCAUCCGAUUAUGCGAUAGGAGCGGUUUUAGGACAACGAAUAGAUAAGAGGCCUCAUGUCAUUUACUACGCUAGUAAGACCUUAAAUGAUGCCCAACUCAAUUACUCUACCACCGAGAAGGAGCUUCUAGCCGUAGUCUUUGCCUUAGAAAAAUUUCGCUCUUAUCUUAUCGGGUCCAAAAUCAUUGUUUACACCGACCAUGCCGCUCUUAAGUACCUUUUCUCGAAAAAAGACUCAAAAGCCCGCUUAAUUAGAUGGGUGUUGUUGCUCCAAGAGUUUGACUUAGAGAUUAGGGAUAAGAAAGGUUGCGAGAAUGUCGUCGCCGAUCAUCUCUCUCGAUUAGUGGUUGAAUCCACUAACGACUUGCCCCUAAGCGAGUCAUUUCCCGACGAACACCUUCUCUCAAUUUCCACUCUUCCUUGGUUCGCCGACUUAGUCAAUUACUUAGCAACCGGUGACAUUCCCUCGACAUGGUCCAAAAAUGAUAAAGCCAAGUUCUUUUCUCAAGUGAAACAUUUCUUUUGGGACGACCCGUAUCUCUUUAAACAUUGUCCCGAUCAAAUCAUUAGGAGGUGUGUCCCAAAUAGUGAGUUUCAUAGCAUCCUCUCGUUUUGUCACGAUCAAGCAUGUGGAGGUCAUUUUAGUGCGAAGAAGACCGCCGCUAAAAUCCUCCAAUGCGGUUUUUAUUGGCCUAGUUUGUUUAAGGAUGCCGCCGAGUAUUGUUCCGCAUGUAGUAGGUGUCAACAUCUAGGAAGAAUCACUAGGAGGAACAUGAUGCCUAUGAGCCCAAUCCUUGUUAUAGAGCUCUUUGAUGUGUGGGGCAUAGAUUUCAUGGGCCCAUUUCCUAAUUCGUUUGGCCACCUUUACAUCCUUCUCGCGGUUGAUUACGUUUCUAAGUGGGUAGAAGCCAUCCCGACCCGGUCCAAUGACAACAAAGUUGUCCUACGAUUUCUUAAAGAGAAUAUCUUUUCUCGAUUUGGAACUCCUAGGGCUAUCAUUAGUGACCAAGGGACGCAUUUCAAGAACCGUCAAUUCGAGUCACUUCUUAAGAAGUACUCCAUCACUCAUAGGCUUGCUACCCCUUAUCAUCCUCAAACUAGUGGCCAAGUAGAGGUGUCAAACCGGCAAAUUAAGCAAAUCUUAGAAAAGACGGUCAACUCGAAUAGGAAGGAUUGGUCCACCAAGUUGAUAGAUGCCUUAUGGGCCUAUCGGACCGCCUUUAAGACCGUCUUAGGAAUGUCUCCUUAUAGACUCGUGUAUGGUAAAGCUUGCCAUUUGCCGGUUGAGUUAGAGCAUAGGGCCAUGUGGGCCAUUAGAGAAUUGAACUUCGACUUACCCACCGCCGGUAGUCAUCGGAAGUUGCAAUUGACCGAGUCGGACGAACUUAGAAAUGAUGCCUACGAAAACGCUAAAAUUUACAAAGAGAAAACUAAGGCCUUCCAUGAUAAGACCAUUUUGAGAAAAUCCUUUUCUCCCGGCCAAAAAGUUCUUCUCUACAAUUCUAGGCUUCAUUUGUUUCCCGGUAAGUUGCGUUCUAGAUGGGACGGUCCUUACAUUGUUCAAGUUGUGUUUCCUCACGGUGCUGUUGAAAUUCAGGAUCCUAAAAAUGGUAAUGUUUUCAAAGUUAAUGGUCAACGUCUUAAACCAUUUUUAGAAUUGCCUGUUGAUUCGAAGGAAGAGGUCAUCCACCUCAUCGACCCUUGAUCAUGUAAGUUGCUUCAGUAGUUAAUAAAAAUCCCUUCAUCUCCUAUUCAGGUAUUUUUCCUCUUUACUCUCUCAUUUCAAUUCUCUUUUGCAUACAUUGAGGACAAUGCAUGAUUUAGGUAUGGGGAGGGCUUUAGUGUAAUUCUUAAAAAAUGAAAAUCCCUAAAAAAUGAAAAAUUAGAAAAUCCAAAAAAUAGAGAUGUUUUAGCUAAGUUGUCUUUCCCUCACUCGAACUUUAGGAGUAGUUGGUGUUUAGCAUGUUUUCGAAAAGUUUAUAUAUGUAGUGUCUUUUAGAUAAUUUGAACGUAGUUGAGUAAUGUUGUCUUUUUGAAACUUGUAUCGACCGAUUUGUACUUUAAAUUCCAAGAUGGCACACACAUUUGCACAAGACCUUUGAUGGAGAGAUUGUCUAGUGAUAUUAUUCGAUACCUGAGAGAGAACCCACAUGUUGAAACAAUGUCGAAUCGAACCUUUGCGAAUAAAAAAAAAUAGAAAAAGAAAAAAAAGAAUAACUACUUCAAUACCCAUUGUUCUUUAUAGAUAAAAUCUUUAGAUAAAUGGGCAAAAGUAGAUUGGCUAGUCUCGUUUUGUGGCCUUUGUUACUCGAGUUAUUAAGUCCGUCGGGGGAUUUCAAAACCUAGUGCCCUAAGACCGUUUGGUUUGGGAGUCACUGACCUAAAGCUCGCUACAUGGGUAACAUUGUUUGCCUAAGAAAACGGACAAAAUAAAGUCAAUGCAAAAAAAAAAAAAAAAAAAAA
Molecule: messenger RNA, 7165 nt
Organism: Daucus carota subsp. sativus
Lineage: Eukaryota; Viridiplantae; Streptophyta; Magnoliopsida; Apiales; Apiaceae
Exons: 1
Coding region: 981-6407 (1808 amino acids)
Biological process (GO): DNA integration
Molecular function (GO): nucleic acid binding
Source: RefSeq, a predicted model, not a curated record